AGACGACCAACAAUCUGGAUCAAUGAUGCAUGGGCGGCAGAUGAGAUCCUUGUCAAACGUUCCAACAUCUACAACUCUAGACCACACAUGCUCAUGUUUGGCGAGCUGAUGAAUGGACAAGAUAAUCUCAUACACAAAUAUACAUACACCAACGAGCAGCGGGAGAGAUUCCGCGUCCUGCGCAAAAUCACCCAUCAUGGCGUUGGGAUACAACAAGUUCAACAAUACCGCGAAUUUCAAGACGACGAGAACAAAGUGGUAGUAUACGAUCUCCUCAAAACACCUGAGCUAUUUGCUUCACAUUUCGAACGCUAUGCAGCGAGCGUUGUCUCUAUUGUUGGAUUCGGACGUCGUAUCUCUAACAGUCAAGAUACGUUGAUUACGGAAGUCAUCGCUCAGAUGCAACAUGCUGCUCAUCUUGCUGUUGUGGCAAAAGACUGGCCACGCAUCAUCGAGACAUUUCCUUGGCUGGUAAAGCUUCCACGUAGUAUCGCACCUUGGUUACGCAACGUCAAACAGUCUAGCAAAACAAAAUUCGGUCGCGACGCCUUUUUCUAUGCCCUCGCCGAAGAAGCACAGGAUGCACCGGACGAAAACUACGCAAAAUUUCUCUUUCGUGAAGCACCGCAACACAAGCUUAGCUCCGGCGAAGUCUCCAGUCUUGUCUCUAAUCUGUUUGGUGCGGGUGCAGAUACUUCCAGUAGCACCCUCAUCACAGCUGUAAUGGCUAUGCGCGCCUUCCCCGAGACCUUGAAACCUGCCUGGGACGAACUCGAUCGCGUGGUAGGCCACUCAAGAAGCCCUACUCUCGACGACGAACUGUCUUACGUCCGUGCCUUUGCCAAAGAAGUCUUCCGCUGGCGCUCAGUAGCCGUUGUUGGAGGAAAACCUCAUGCGCCAACCCAAGAUGACUACUGGAACGGCUACUACAUACCCAAGGGAACUUGGAUACAAGGAAAUGUAUGGGCUAUCCAUCAUAACGAGCGCGAGUUUCCGGAUCCUGAUCGCUUCAAUCCGAGAAGGUUCCUUGACACAGAAGAUCGAAGACCGUUUCCAGGAGAGAGGGGAUACAUGACGUUUGGAUGGGGGAGGAGGAGUUGUGCUGGUCAGGCUCUAGCUGAGCAGGGCACGCAUCUCAGUGUUGCGCGCUUACUCUGGGCUUACCGCGUGGAGCCUGCUGUCGAUGAGAAGACGGGGAAGGAGAUACCGGUUGAUAUUUGGAGCUACACAAAUGGAUCAAAUUGGCGUCCUCAGCCUUUCAAAGUCAAAUUUGCACCUAGAAGCGAGGGGAUUAAGAAGACUAUUCUUCGUGAAGGGGAGGAAGCACUAAUGCGUCUGGCAAAGUAUGAUAGGCAGGCGAAGUAUAUGCUUGACUCUAAGAAGUAA
This is a messenger RNA of Bipolaris oryzae ATCC 44560, 1386 nucleotides long. RefSeq lists its product as uncharacterized. Gene Ontology annotation, molecular function: heme binding; monooxygenase activity; iron ion binding. NCBI's taxonomy places the organism in Eukaryota, Fungi, Ascomycota, Dothideomycetes, Pleosporales, Pleosporaceae. The record is from RefSeq and is a predicted model, not a curated record. The annotation marks the transcript as partial. The transcript is spliced from 4 exons.